This is a messenger RNA of Molossus molossus (Pallas's mastiff bat), 2037 nucleotides long. RefSeq names its product G protein-coupled receptor kinase 7 (gene GRK7). NCBI's taxonomy places the organism in Eukaryota, Metazoa, Chordata, Mammalia, Chiroptera, Molossidae. Gene Ontology annotation, molecular function: ATP binding; rhodopsin kinase activity. Gene Ontology annotation, biological process: regulation of signal transduction; protein phosphorylation; signal transduction. The record is from RefSeq and is a predicted model, not a curated record. Gene Ontology annotation, cellular component: cytoplasm.
AUGUGGACCCGAGAUGACAUGUCAAGAACAAAUAAACCGCCACCAGUCCACCCGCCGGCCAGAGGCCUACCCGUAAAUCCCCUGGGAGCCACUGAACCUUGGAACGCAGACCAGCCAGCUGGCACCCAGACCUGACCGCAGCCCCUGCAGCCCUUCAUCCCUCCUUUUCUUCUCCUGUGCUCAGCAUGUGGACAUGGGGGCCUGGACAACCUGAUCGCCAACGCGGCCUACCUGCAGGCCCGGACCGGAGGGAGACAGCAGGGAGCUGCAGCGGCGCCCCGCCAGGCCCUGCCCCCCGACUUCCACAGCCUGUGCGAGCAGCAGCCCAUCGGCCGCCGCCUCUUCCGGGACUUCCUAGCCACGGUGCGAUACCGAGAAGCCGUGGCCUUCCUGGAGGGGGUGCAGAGCUGGGAGCUGGCCGAGGAAGGCCCCAACAAGAGCAGCAUGCUGCAGGCACUGGUGGCCACUGCUGCGGGCGCCCCUGCCCCUGGGCACCCACACCCCUUCCUCAGCCCAGCUCUGGCCAUCAAGGGCCACGCGGCCACCACCGAGGACGAGUGAGUGGCCCUGGUGACACUAGCCAAGGCUGAGGCCAUGGUCUUCUUGCAGGAACGGCCCUUGCGGGACUCCCUGGCCAGCCCCUUCUACGACAGUUUCCUGCAGUGGAAAGUCCUUGAGACGCAGCCAGGGUCCCACAAGUACUUCACCGAGUUCCGCGUGCUGGGCAAAGGUGGUUUUGGGGAGGUACGUGCUGUCCAGGUGCAAAACACCGGGAAGAUGAACGCCUGUGCGAAACCGGACAAGGAGCGGCUGAAGCUGAAAAAUGGCGAGAAAACAGCUCUCUCGGAGAAGGAAAUCUUGGCGAGGAUCACAGUUUUCAUCGUCUCUCUGGCCUAUGCCUUUGAGAGCAAGUCCCAUCUCUGCCUGGUCAUGAGCCUGAUGAAUGGGGGAGACCUCAAGCUCCACAUCUCCAGCCUGGGCACGCGAGGCCUGGCCACGAGCGGGGUGGUCUUCUACGCACCCAGACGACCUGCGGGGCUGCACCUUCGCUCUCUCGGCAUCGUCUACCGGGACCUGAAGCCUGAGAAUGUGCUUCUGGACCACCUUGGCCACUGCAGGCUGUCUGACCUGGGGCUGGCCGUGCACCCGGAUGGCAAGCCUGUCACCCAGAGGUGAGCUGGAACCAAUGGUUAUAUGGCUCCUGAAAUCCUAAUGGAAAAAGUGAGUUAUUCCUAUCCUGUGGACUGGUUUGUAAUGGGAUGCAGUAUUUGAACACCAUUCAAGGAUUACAAGGAAAAAGUCAGUAAAGAGGAUUUAAAGCAAAGAACCCUGAAAGAAGAGUUUAGAUUUCAAUAUGAUAACUUCACAGAAGAAGAUAUUUGCAGACUUUUCUUGGCUAAGAAACCAGAGCAACGCUUAGGAAGCAGAGAAAAGUCUGAUGAUCCCAGGAAACACCCUUUCUUCAAAACCAUCCACUUCCCUCGCCUGGAAGCAGGCCUAGUUGAACCCUCAUAUGUGCCAGACCCUUUGGUGGUUUACGCCAAAGACAUCAAUGACAUUGAAGAUUUCUCGGAAGUUUGAGGAGUCGAACUUGAGGAUAAAGAUAAGAAAUUCUUCCACAGAUUUGCAACAGGUGCUGUCCCCGUAGCGUGGCAGGAAGAGAUCAUAGAAACGGGACUGUUUGAAGAACUGAAUGACCCCAACAGGCCUGCAGGUUGUGGGGAGGGUAAUUCAUCCAAGUCUGGUGUGUGUUUGUUAUUACAAGUUGCUCGCUCUGCCAGACGGGCAGCAGGAGUCUCAGCCGACCUAAUCCUCGACUGUUCUGUCAACCUAAAAAUUUUAAAAAGGCCUUUCAAAGAGAGAGGCAACAAGCCGUUGCUGGGAUCCAUAAGAAUAGCUAUUUGGGACCCACUGAUUCAGACCGAAGCCCAAAUAGUGUUCCAAUUAGGAGACAAAGCAAUGGGCAUUUAUGAGAAAGAGAAGGGAAACAAUUACAUCAACAGAAGGAAGGCAUUUCUAUUGGUGCAGAUAACAUAA